CGGCGCGGCGCACCCCACAACAUCCCCAAACCAAGACCCGGUCAUGAAUGGGCGAACAGUUCCAGAGAUCGAUCGGGAGCCUGAAGAAGCAGUCUCUGCAGAAGGCGCCGCCGGCGGCGACACACGCCAGGGGCAGCGAGCAGACCGCAUACGGCGUCGCGGCAAAGUCACACGAUCCACAUCAAUCAGACGGGAAGGCAACGGAGGUCGCACCCAGACGCACGCACGAGGAGAUCGAGGAAGAAGGCAGCGCUCAGACGCCCCCAAGUCAAGGCGAACAGGUCCAAGACUCCAUCGAUCGAUCGAGGGCCAGACGCAGGGCAGCGCAGAGAGUGAGCCUAAGUCGGCGGCAACGGGACUAACAGGGAUCCAGAAGGCUAGACGCACGACCGUGCUAUACGCGCUCAAGCCUCAAGACGACGUACAGGAGGACCACGAGGGCUGCGACGGGCGCGCCCAUGGCGGCAGCACACCACUUGUGCACCCAGGCACAGCCGCCCAGGACGGCGAAGACCUGCACGGCAGCACAGCGGCGCCUUACACGUACGAAGAAUCUACAUGCAGGGCAGCGGGCCGGGCGCGCCCAAGACGGCGGCGCACGCCGCGCACAAGGUCAUGUAGGAGAUCGCCAUGCAUAUCACAUAAGAUCUUCUUUCUACUCGUUUACAUCCAGAUGCAGGUCAGGGUGAACAGGAGAAGAUCCCGAGGUAGGACGCAGGUGCGGCGCCCACGUGCCCAAAGAUGGCCGGCGGCGCACGCCGUACAUAAGGAUGGGUUCAUUGAGGUGUACAUGACCAAGAGGGAGGUCAGCGAGACGCCGCGUCCAAAGCAUGGCGUCAAGCAAUGCAUGCAUAACAAGAGUACAGGUGUCCUUGGACAUCAAGGACAGCGGCCGGCCACGUGCUCGUCCAAGGGGGACGCUGUACAGGGAGAUGAGUUCUUCUUUUAUGAUGGCCGUGCGCCAUGUUACGGCGCCCGCUUAGUGCGGGACGCCGUCUUGUCAAUAAUCAGCACACGUCCGUCCAUGCCGUUGGUGCGCUCGUGGGCGAUGUCUACAUAUUGCACGCCCUAGGCCGGGCGUUCUUCAUCAACAAAUGCCAUCAUCAAGGCAUGGUAGCCAUGCCCGUGUGGUGUCCACUGAGACACCG
Brachypodium distachyon (stiff brome) is the source of this 1148-nucleotide messenger RNA. RefSeq lists its product as uncharacterized. The record is from RefSeq and is a predicted model, not a curated record. NCBI's taxonomy places the organism in Eukaryota, Viridiplantae, Streptophyta, Magnoliopsida, Poales, Poaceae. The coding region runs from base 44 to 1072 and encodes 342 amino acids. The transcript is spliced from 2 exons.